GUUUUGGGGUUUGGUUUGAAGCAGAGAUGGCUGAGGAUGAGGAAGGCCAAGGGGACAUUACUGAGGUUACUUACAAGAUUGAGGUUCCAGCCAACAGAUACGACUUGCUUUGUAUUGAAGGGAUCGGAAGAGCUCUCCUUGUUUUCUUGGAAAGGUUGAAGGCUCCACGGUAUAAGUCUGUGGCACCCACAUCUGGUGCCAGACAGCAGCUUAAGAUUCUGCCAGCCACUGGUCAAGUACGUCCAUUUGCCGUGGCCGCUGUACUGAGAAAUAUUAAAUUUACCGAGGAUAGGUACAAAAGCUUCAUAGACCUUCAAGAUAAACUGCAUCAAAAUAUAUGCAGGGUGAGAAAAUUGGUUGCCAUAGGAACGCACGACCUUGACACCAUACAAGGACCAUUCAUAUAUGAUGCUAAACCACCAGCAGAUAUCAAGUUCAAGGCAUUGAAUCAAACACAAGAAAUGACAGCUGUAGAACUGAUGAAACUUUACUCCGGUGACAGUCAUCUUAAGGCGUAUUUACCUAUCAUCCAAGAUAAACCAGUCUACCCGGUAAUCUAUGAUAAAAAUGGAGUUGUUUUGUCCAUGCCUCCUAUCAUUAAUGGUGAGCAUACAAAGAUCACCCUAGAGACCAAGAAUGUGUUUAUAGAAUGCACGGCAACAGAUCUGACGAAGGCUAAGAUAGUGCUGGACACCAUCGUUACCAUGUUCGGACAAUAUUGUGAGGAACCUUUUGUGAUAGAGCAAGCCGAAGUCAUACAGCCAGACGGUACUACAGUUGUUUAUCCUGAACUUGCCUACAGACAUGAAGUGGUAAAUGUUGAGGAAAUCAACAAAAAAGUGGGCAUAAAUAUAGAAGGAGAUAAGAUGGCUAGACUGUUAACUAAGAUGUACUUGGAAUCGGAGGUGAUCGACGGGGGUAAAAAUAUACGAGUAGAAGUACCACCUACUAGAGCUGAUAUCCUUUUGUUUAUAAAUUUGUCAGAUCUUCCUCGAUCCGAGUU
Molecule: messenger RNA, 1003 nt
Organism: Ruditapes philippinarum (Manila clam)
Lineage: Eukaryota; Metazoa; Mollusca; Bivalvia; Venerida; Veneridae
Product: phenylalanine--tRNA ligase beta subunit-like
Exons: 12
Biological process (GO): phenylalanyl-tRNA aminoacylation
Cellular component (GO): phenylalanine-tRNA ligase complex; cytoplasm
Molecular function (GO): phenylalanine-tRNA ligase activity; ATP binding; RNA binding
Source: RefSeq, a predicted model, not a curated record